GAGUUUGAUUUGUAUAUUUUUUGGGCAAGGUGAUCGACCGUUGGGGGCGCUGUAUCAAAAACAAGAAGGCGGCGUUAUCAGGGCACUUUGUUUACAUAUUUUUUUCCCAUGAAUAGCCAUUAAAUAACCUCAAGACAUCUACGGUGGAUUAAAUUCGGGUAUAGUGACCUAGUGACUACAUAAUAUAUUGCCUGACCAGGCUUGACCCUUGCUGAUGAAACGGGGAUUUCUUUUGCCAUGGCCUUCAAGAAGCGAUUAUUGAAAAUAAGUUUAAUGGAUUGAAAACCGGUCUCUAAUCAUGGCGAAUUUGUGAUUACUGUUUAUUUGUAUCUUGUAUCCCGAUAUCACAUAAACACUGUGUCAUCUCUGAAAUUAUCAAACCUAUCAACCGGAGGAAUAUGCAGAAUGCAGGUGAAGUUUUUGUACUAUAUGGUAAAAACUGAUAAAUGUUUUGUGUACUGAAAGUCGAGAACUACUGAAGAAUUGUAUCCAUUAUGACAAUAAGAAAUUAUACACAUGUUCAAAUGGGAAAUUAUUUUAUCAUCGCAGCAUCAUUAUUAUUGAAUAUAAUAUCAAUAUCCUGCCAAGAACUGAUAUCACCUUGUCCAAGACUGUUUACCUAUGAACCAAGAAAUCCCAACGAACCUGAUAAGUGGUAUGGGAGGAUCAGCUUGUUGUCUGAUUCUGAUUUAUCUGGAGUGUGGCUGAGAAUCAUUUUAGAUAAAAAAUCCAUACAGUUAGGGAACUGGUUUGGAGAGGUGAAGACUGAUGAUAACAAAGAAUAUUUAAUCAAAAACCGCCAGAAGCAACUCAAAGCCAACGUUCCGGACUUCGUGAGGUUCUACAUCAAACACGAUAUGAAUGAACCGCCUCCCAGAUUGACAGGUUUUCGACUGAACGCCAAAAUGGUGUGUCCUGAAGGUGGUUUACCAACAGAACCAACCACGCCGCCCCAGCAGUGGUUCACUAGCGCCGAACUGACAACCACGCCAGCUCCGGUUGUUCAUUCAGUAACAACACACGUACCAGAUGUAGCUCCAAGUAUCAGUGAAAUAUCUGAGGGUACUGAACCCUUUGUACGUCCACCGAGUAACGAAAAUGGAAACACAGAAGAAGACGAUUUUUUCACAGGAGAUUUUUCAUUCUUCGGUAAACCUCAGAAACCACUUUUCGAUGAAAGCACAUGUGGAACAGUCAUAAAACAACCCAGGCCGUUGAUAACCUAUGGCCAAGUGACACAAGAAGGUGAGUUUCCAUGGCAUGCAGCACUCUACCAUGCUAGAGGAAUUGAUCUGUCCUACAUUUGCGGUGGUACCCUAAUCAGUAGAUAUCACAUUGUGACUGUUGCACAUUGUGUUACUAGAAGAUCGGUACAGUCCACAUUGAAUCCCAGCAGCCUUGUUGUAUAUUUGGGGAAAUUUUAUCUGAAGGUGUGGUCGAAUCCAGGAAUCCAAGAUAGACAAGUUGAGAGAAUAUUUGUUCAUGAAAGGUAUAACUCUCAUGCAUUCAAAAAUGAUAUAGCUGUAUUGAAAUUAUCAACUCCAAUUGAGAUAACUGAUUACGUGAGACCAGCGUGUUUAUGGGAAGAACAACAAACUUUGGAAGCUGUGAUAGGCAAACUAGGUACUGUGGUUGGCUGGGGAUUUGACGAAAACGGUAAAGUUACCGAACAACUGACCAAGGCGCACAUGCCGGUGGUAUCACAAGAGACUUGCAUAUACUCGUUUCCAGACUUUUAUUCCAGAUUCACCUCCGAUCACACAUAUUGUGCCGGAUUCAAAAAUGGUAAGGCUCCUGAAAAUGCUAGUUACGCAAUACAGGCAACGAAUAGCAACGGCUACUUUAACUACGUCGUCCAAAUGUUUCGAUUUAGAUAUUCUCCAGGAUUCACAGCAUAUGAUAUCACAACAGGUACAUCUGUGUGCAACGGCGAUUCUGGUGGUGGAAUGGUAUUUCCGAAAAGAGGUUCCAAUCCAAACAAUCCUAUCUGGCAACUACGAGGAAUGGUAUCAAUCAGCGUUGCCCUACAGAACCAAGUCCGAUGUGACUCGAGCCACUAUGUCGUAUUCACUGACACCGCUAAGUAUUUAGACUGGAUAAAAAAAGCUUUGAGAUCUUGAUUAAUAUGAAUGGAAAUCAAAGAAAAAAGUUUCGUAGGAACUUCAGAUUAUAUUUUUUUACUUUUACUAUUCGAUGGAUAUCAAUCUAUUAUAAAAUUUCUUUGUUCCUGAUCUUUCUUAUUUUACUAGGUAUAAAUGACUGGUGUGCCCUUUUUGUUUUUUAAUAUAUUUAUUACAAC
Messenger RNA from Phaedon cochleariae (mustard beetle), 2299 nucleotides. NCBI's taxonomy places the organism in Eukaryota, Metazoa, Arthropoda, Insecta, Coleoptera, Chrysomelidae. The record is from the annotation of a GenBank genome assembly.